AUGGCAUCGUCCAUUAUCUUCGUGACCUUGGCUCUAGUUGCAGCAGCAUCUGUUCCUGCAUCGGUGAUGGGUACUGAUUUCAUGGUUGGAGAUGACAAGGGCUGGACCCUCAACUUCGACUACCAAACCUGGGCCGACGGGAAGCAGUUCUACGUCGGCGACCGGCUCGUUUUCAAGUAUCCGGAGAGCGUCCACAACGUCUUGAAAGUCAACGGGACCGGCUUCCAACAGUGCGCGGCGCCGGUGGGCACUGUGCCUCUGGCCACCGGGAACGACGUCAUUCCUCUUUUGGCCCCUGGAAGAAAGUGGUACAUCUGCGGCGUCGGCAAGCAUUGUGCAAUCGGCAUGAAACUUGUCAUAACCGUGCUGCCAAAAACAGAGUCGCCUGCACCCGCGCCCGUAGCAGGUGAAGCCUCGGCUGCCGGAGGAAGCAUUGCGCCUCGAUAUUGCGCCUCGAUCAUGGCUGUCUUCGGCAUUAUUGCAAUGGUUAUGGUUUGA
Syzygium oleosum is the source of this 498-nucleotide messenger RNA. RefSeq names its product blue copper protein 1b-like. The record is from RefSeq and is a predicted model, not a curated record. Gene Ontology annotation, cellular component: plasma membrane. Lineage: Eukaryota; Viridiplantae; Streptophyta; Magnoliopsida; Myrtales; Myrtaceae. The transcript has 2 exons. Bases 1 to 498 code for a protein of 165 amino acids. Gene Ontology annotation, molecular function: electron transfer activity.